CCGUCUGGCUCGUGUCAGGCUGUACACUGGUCUGGCUCCCCUUCCUGUUCGAAAAGGCCCAUUGGGGGUCUAUUCCUUCCUCCACUUCGCUCCGUUGUCCGUCGUCGCGUCCACAAACCAGGAGUCAGUACAUAAAGUAUGCUAUAUGAACUCCUCUCUGGUGGAGAGAGAUUAUUAUGAUUCUUCUUCUGCUGGAGGAGAGGAGGUAUUUAUUGGUGGGGAAAGAAGAAAAAUGCCAUCAUCGAUCACUCAUCAAGUCACUCCUGCUGCUGCACCGAGUAAAUGGGUCUUCUCUGGCAAAAUCCUCGUAUGUACGCUCAGUCACCCUCACACCCUCGACCAGGAGACACACUCAUCCAGAACACAGCACGAUAUCAUACAUCAUCUGAGUGGCUCGAGAGAAGGACAAAAAUUCAUACGAAUUGAGCAGUAAAUUCAUGCAAUCGUGGUAAAUUGAGAAAGUUUGAUAAGGCGUCGACUACUGGGUCGAAUUUCAUCCAGAAACUUUCCGUGUGUCGACGACUGGUCACACUGCGUGUCGAAUUUCAGAAACUUUGUGUGUCUUUGUGACGACGACGACGAUGACGAUGCCACCUUUGGCCGUGAUUUACUUCCUAAUUUCGACCGGAGAGUUGUUAAGUUUCGUGGGGGGAGAGGAGGCCUACUUUUCCCCGACGGGGAGUCUUCUCGGGUCGGAGGAGGGGGGUUCCUCGUGGGGGGAGAGGGCGACGUACGGGAACGCUUUCUCCUGUCUCACCAUCCCCCAGAACUUCACGCUGUGUCGGAAUCUCGACUACUCCAACAUGAUGGUGCCCAACCUCCUGGGUCACGACUCCCUCCAGGAGGCCGACUACCAUGCGAGGUCUUGGGUGCCCCUCUUGGGCCUGCAGUGCCACCCCGACACCCAAUUGUUCCUCUGCUCCCUCUUCUCCCCCAUCUGCCUGGACAGGCCCAUCUACCCGUGCCAGUCGCUUUGCCAGGGCGUCCAAGCGAAAUGCGAGCCGCGCAUGUUGACCUACAAGUACCCUUGGCCAUCCAUGUUCCGCUGCGACCAGUUUCCCGAUGGCGACCUUUGCAUCAAACCAGGCGCCGCGAACAACUCGGAACGACUGCUAGAUGAGCCCGACUGCCCGUCCUGUAACCAGGCGCACACCUGCGAAAACAUCGUGGACCACUUUUGCCGAGCAGAUUUCGUGUUUCGAGCCAAGCUGAAGCGUCUCUCCCGCGGGGGGACGUCGCAGUUGGAGUGGCGUCGCGGAAAAUGGUUUAAACCCGCGGGACGUGGCGAAACGGGGGCCGCCAGUGCGGGGCGUGAGCUCACCUUGGACCAUAAGGAUAACUGCUGCGCGUCCAAGCUACGUCCCGGUGCGGCCUAUUUGGUGAUGGGGGUCAAACGUGGGGAUCAGAAUGUCGCCACGUUCGUCAUGGCGUGGAAUGCGGGAGAUAAGGUUUUGAAAAACGCGAUCCGCACCUUCCGCUCUGGCCUGGACUGUUCCAAUCCACUCCCCAUGUCGGUGGGGUCCGAGUCCGCGAACGUGACGAGUACUCGGAGGAGGAAGAGGAGGCGGGGUGGUGGUGGGCGAUCGGCGACGACGACACCGGCGACCAGUCAGUACGGCGGGUGCAGGGUGGCCGCUUCUUCUUCGUCCUCGACGACGACACAGAAAUCGACUCGGUGAAGGGGGCCACAUUUUUUGAGGGGGCGGGGCGGGGACCAUGACAAGUAUUAUGAAGGGAGUAGUGACGAACGAGGGCAUUUAUUAGCUUGUAGGACGGAAUGGCUAGUAUGUAUUACGACCAAGAUGAGGAUGACGUGUACAUAGACUGGGGGGAAUUUGUGGGGGGUGGGGGCACCCUUAAUGUAGGAUUGGAUGACGAACCACG
Folsomia candida is the source of this 1884-nucleotide messenger RNA. RefSeq names its product secreted frizzled-related protein 5. Gene Ontology annotation, biological process: negative regulation of canonical Wnt signaling pathway; non-canonical Wnt signaling pathway; canonical Wnt signaling pathway. NCBI's taxonomy places the organism in Eukaryota, Metazoa, Arthropoda, Collembola, Entomobryomorpha, Isotomidae. Bases 582 to 1679 code for a protein of 365 amino acids. The record is from RefSeq and is a predicted model, not a curated record. Gene Ontology annotation, molecular function: Wnt-protein binding. The transcript is spliced from 6 exons.